AUGCCGAAGAGUACGAGAAACAUCUCAAAAGAAACCGUCAACGAGCUCUUCGAUGCUCCAAGACCAAAGCCCGGAAAGAUCCUCCAGAUCCGCUCAGGAAAGGUCAAGACGCUCGUCGCCGAGCCAUCAGGCAUCUUCAAGGAGGUCAAAAAAGGCCCCGUCUUCAUCAGCGAGAAUGGCGUUGGCGGAGACCAGCACGUCUACCCAAUCCACUGGAGCACCGACCGGGCUCUUCAUCAAUACGCCUCAGAGCACUACGAGAGCUGGCGUUGCGAAGACUCCCCCAAGCCAGAACUCUUCAACUACGGCGCCUUCGGAGAAAACAUCGUCGGCACCAACAUGAACGAGGAGAACGUCUGCGUCGGCGACAUCUUCCGCAUCGGCAAGGACGUCGUCGUCGAGGUCAGCGAGCCCCGGAGUCCAUGCUACAAGCUGAACCUCCGCUUCGAAUGGGGCCGGGCUCUCAAGCGCGUCAACCGUACGGCGCGUCCCGGUUGGAAUAUGCGGGUGCAGAAGACAGGGUGGGUUUGCGAGGACGAUUCAAUUGAACUGAUUGAACGUCCGAACCCGCGCUGGUCCAUUUUGAAUAUCAAGCGCGUGAUCCAGGGAAAGAACGUCGCUCUUCCUCUGGUUGCAGAGUUGUGCAACUUGAGCGUCGUGACGAGCAUGGUCCGGGACUUUGCCAACAACCGCCUGCAGUCGACGCCCAAGAGUUACGAAGUCGUCGAUAUCACGCCCAUCACCUCGAGGGUCAAACAGUUUACGUUCCAGCUACGGGAGCCUUUUACGAUAAAUGACGCCGCGUUCAAGGGGUUUGCGUUUGCACAAAUUGACUUUGGCUCGGACGGUGAAAGAUACUCUCGGUCAUAUUCAAUUGUGUCGGGCGACCUGAACCAAUUUUGUCUCGGUGUAGCCUUUGACGAUCAUUCCAGAGGCGGGUCGAAAUACCUGCACACAAAACUCAAAGUAGGAGACAAGAUCACCAUGGCUCCCGGAGGAGUACCCAAAGCCAUCGAAGACGAAGAAAGAUGUAUAAAGGAGAAGCUGGUCGACAGACGGAUCAUCAUUAUCGGGGGCAUUGGCGUCACGUCUUGUCUUCCCGAGAUUACUCAAUGGGACGAACAGGGCAUCGACUACGAAGUGCAUUACGCAUCGCGUAGCCGCGAGGAGGCUGCUUUCCUGGAUCGCUUCCCUUCCGAGAAGGUGACACUCUACGCAAAGACCGAAGACAAUCGACUCGACUUGAACACAUUGAUCCCCGGUCCUGACAAGGACGGCAAAUAUACCACGAGAAUCUACUGCUGCGGUCCGACUGGUCUGAUGAACUCGGCUCAGAAGAGAGCGCAGGAUCUGGGUUACCCAGAACACAUGCUGCAUUUCGAGAGUUUCGGGGCAGACUCUGCUGGGACGAAGGGCGAUCCGUUCACCGUCGAGGUCGACGAGCUCGAGUCUGGGCGAAAGGAGACCCUGGAUGUGCCCUCAAACAAGUCUUUGCUUACGACGCUUCGGGAGGCAGGCUUCGACAUGACCUUCUUCUGCGAGAUGGGCGGUUGCGGGGCGUGUAAGGUGACUGUAUGUGAUGGCAAGGUCGAUCAUAAAGGAACGGCUCUGUAUCCUGAUGAGAAGAAGAACAACAUGCUCAGCUGCGUUAGCCGAGGGAGAGGCCAUAUCAAGAUCGAGCUGGACUAA
This is a messenger RNA of Colletotrichum karsti, 1689 nucleotides long. Its product is annotated as MOSC domain-containing protein. The record is from RefSeq and is a predicted model, not a curated record. Gene Ontology annotation, molecular function: molybdenum ion binding; 2 iron, 2 sulfur cluster binding; pyridoxal phosphate binding. The transcript has a single exon. The coding region runs from base 1 to 1689 and encodes 562 amino acids. Lineage: Eukaryota; Fungi; Ascomycota; Sordariomycetes; Glomerellales; Glomerellaceae.